Tyto alba (common barn owl) is the source of this 2227-nucleotide messenger RNA. It is a transcript of the gene GAL3ST4, whose product is annotated as galactose-3-O-sulfotransferase 4. The record is from RefSeq and is a predicted model, not a curated record. Gene Ontology annotation, molecular function: galactosylceramide sulfotransferase activity. Gene Ontology annotation, biological process: glycolipid biosynthetic process. NCBI's taxonomy places the organism in Eukaryota, Metazoa, Chordata, Aves, Strigiformes, Tytonidae. The transcript is spliced from 4 exons. Bases 360 to 1547 code for a protein of 395 amino acids. Gene Ontology annotation, cellular component: membrane.
CGGGGCGGGACAGCGGGAGACAAAGGAGAAAACUUCGCGAAGAGCGAGAGAGCGGGGCCGGGACACCGGGAGCCGCCGGGACAACACCCCCCCCCCCCCCCCCCCCUCCGCCCCGCCCGGAGUACGAAAUACCCCCCACCGGGUAUCGGCUCCUGCGUCAGCGGGACCCCCCACCCGGGACACCGAGGCGGCUGGACCCCCCCCGGGAACCCCCCCCCCCCCCCCCCCGAUCGCGGCGGGAUGCGGCGGGGCUGAGCGAGCGGCCCCGCGUCUGCGGAAGGUGACGCCGGGGUGCUCUGAAGCCACCCUGUCCCCCAUCACACCCCCUCCAAACACCCCACACCCCCCGCCCCCAGACGAUGAAACUGCCGCCCGCCUGCUGCCGGCUCCAGACGCUGGGAGCUGCCCUGGGGGUUUGCGUCACCAUCGGCUUCACGCUGCAGCUCCUGGGGGGGCCCCUCCAGCGCAGGGCCCCCGCGGCCCACCCUGGCCACCCCCCCGCACCUUGCCAGCCCCGCACCCACCUGGUUUUCCUGAAGACCCACAAGACGGGGGGCAGCAGCGUGGUGAACCUGCUGCACCGCUUCGGGGAGGCACAGGGGUUGCGCUUCGCCCUGCCCCACCGCUACCAGUUCGGGUACCCCAGCCCCUUCCGGGCCGAGCGGGUCAAGGGGUACCAGCCGGGGGGUCCCCCCUUUGACAUCAUCUGCCACCACAUGCGCUUCAACCUCACCGAGGUGCAGAAGGUGAUGCCCAACGACAGCUUCUACUUCUCCAUCGUGCGGGACCCCGGCACGCUGGGCGAGUCGGCUUUCGCCUACUACCGGGCUGUGGCGCCGGCUUUCCGGCGAGCCCCGUCGCUGGCCGCCUUCCUGGCAGCUCCGGGCCGCUUCUACGAGGCCGGGGCGCGGGGCAACCACUACGCCCGCAACCUGCAGUGGUUCGACUUUGGUUUGCCGGCGGUGGGCGAGGAGGACAGGGCCGGGGUGACGGCGGCGCUGGAGGGGCUGGAGCGGGUUUUCCCGCUGGUGCUGCUGGCCGAGCACUUCGACGAGUCGCUGGUGCUGCUGCGCGAAGCGUUGUGCUGGCCGGAGGAAGCCGUGGCCGCCUUCGCCCACAACGGCCGCCCGGCCGGGGACGCCCCCCGCGUCUCGCCCUCCCAGGCCGCCCGCCUGCGGGCAUGGAACGGCCUCGACUGGGCUCUCUACGCCCACCUCAACCGCUCCUUCUGGCGCCGGGCUGAGGCUUUCGGGGCCACCCGCCUGCGGGACGAGGUGGCCCGUCUGCGCCGGCGACGAGCCGCCCUGGCCCGGCGCUGCCUGCGGGGCGGCGGGCCCUCGCCCGCCCGCGCCAUCGCCGACGGCCGCCUCCGCCCCUUCCAGCCCCCCGGCCGGACCCAGAUUUUGGGGUACGCCCUGCGGGCCGGGCUGCCCCCCGCCGAGCGGGAGCGCUGCGCUCGCCUCGCCACCCCCGAGCUGCAGUACAAGGACAUCCUCGACCGGCGGCAGUUUGGGGGGGGGAACGGGUCGGUCCCGCCCGGGGGGUAGCGGGGUGGGGAGCCCUGACAGCGACAGGGGAACGGCGCCGUGCCUCGGUUUACCUGGGCUGGGCAAUGGGCCCCCUAACCCCGAUGGGGGCCAGGGUCCCCCCAUGGAACCACUCUGUGCCUCAGUUUACCGGCUGUGGGUAAUGCUGCCUCCCACCCCACCUCGCCCUCCCCCCGGUCUAAUAGGGAUUGGGGUCCCCCGUGGUACAGCUCUGUGCCUCAGUUUACCUGGGCUGGUAAUGGCCACCCUGAAACCUGACUGGGAUCGGGAUCCUCCCGUGGUACCACCCUGUGCCUCAGUUUACCAGGCCUGGGUAAUGGGCCCCCACCCCCCUCAUGGUACAGCUCCGUGCCUCAGUUUACCAGGGCUGGGUAAUGGGCCCCCACCCCCCUCAUGGUACAGCUCCGUGCCUCAGUUUACCAGGGCUGGGUAAUGGGCCCCCACCCCCUUCAUGGUACAGCUCCGUGCCUCAGUUUACCAGGGCUGGGUAAUGGGCCCCCACCCCCCUCAUGGUACAGCUCCGUGCCUCAGUUUACCAGGGCAGGGUAAUGGGCCCCCACCCCCCCCCACGUGCACACGGAGCCCCAGCACCCCCUGGGGGAAGGGGCUGGCGCCGGCCCCGCCCAAUCAAAGGCGCGCUUUGUGGUAACUAUGGCAAUAAAGACUGGAAUCAAGCCGUU